CAGGACGAGUUCUUGGCGGCGGUCAAGGAGGUGGGCGCCUCGCUGCAGCCCGUGUUUGACCGGCGUCCCGAGCUUCUCAAGGCAUUUGAGGUCAUGUGCGAGCCGGAGCGCCAGAUCACCUUCCGCGUCCCCUGGCUGGACGACAGCGGCGUGCUGCGCAUCAACCGCGGCUGGCGGGUACAGUUCAGCUCCGCCAUUGGUCCCUACAAGGGCGGCCUCCGCUUCAGGGAUGGGGUGAACCUGAGCAUCAUCAAGUUCCUGGGCUUCGAGCAGAUGUACAAGAAUGCUUUGACAACGCUGCCGAUGGGGGCUGGCAAGGCAAGUGGUCGCAGAGGCGGCUCCGACUUUGACCCCAAAGGCAAGUCUGACAGUGAGAUCCAGCGCUUCUGCCAGUCGUUCAUGACCGAGCUGUACAAGUACAUCGGCGGCAGGACGGACAUUCCGGCCGGCGACAUUGGCGUGGGUGCCAAGGAAAUCGGUUACCUGUUUGGGCAAUGGAAGCGCCUGACGGGCCUGUGGACCUCCUCACUGACGGGCAAAGGGCUGGACUUUGGGGGCAGCGAAGUGCGGCCAGAAGCCACGGGGUUUGGUGCUGUGUUCUUUGCCGAGGCGAUGCUGGAAGACCUGGGCGAUGGGCUGCAGGGGAAGCGCUGCAUCGUGUCUGGCAGCGGGAACGUGGCCACCUUCUGCGCAAUGAAGCUGAUCGACAAGGGCGGCGUGGUGCUGGCCAUGAGUGACAGCAAAGGCUACAUUUACGAGAAAGAUGGCUUCAGUCAGGAGCAGCUGGACCAGAUCGUGGCGAUCAAGCGCAGCCACAACGGCAGCCUGGCUGAGUACACGUCUGAAAACGUGCAGUAUUUUGGGGACAGGCGAAAGCCCUGGGAGAUUGAAACGAGCAUUGACAUGGCCUUCCCGUGCGCUACCCAGAACGAGAUCACCCUGGAUGACGCACGGCAGCUAACGGACAGAGGCUGCAAGUACCCCGCUGCAGGUGCCAACAUGCCCACCACCGCUGCUGCCGUGUCCCACUUUGAGCAGCACGGGGUCGUCUUUGGCCCAGCCAAGGCCGCCAAUGCAGGAGGCGUGGCAGUGUCAGGGCUGGAGAUGGUGCAGAACAGGGUCGGGCUGCAGUGGACGCGGGAGGAGGUGUGUGAGAAGUUGAAGGAGAUCAUGACCAAGAUCUACACCACCAUCAAGGGCGCGGCAGAGGAGUAUGGCACCACGCUGGCCGCAGGUGCCAACAUCGCCGCCUUCACCAAAGUGGCCGAGGUGGUGCUGGCGCAGGGCGGGGUGUGA
Molecule: messenger RNA, 1296 nt
Organism: Chlorella variabilis
Lineage: Eukaryota; Viridiplantae; Chlorophyta; Trebouxiophyceae; Chlorellales; Chlorellaceae
Exons: 12
Cellular component (GO): cytosol
Molecular function (GO): L-glutamate dehydrogenase (NADP+) activity
Source: RefSeq, a predicted model, not a curated record